AUGUAUGCUGAGCGACUUAUCUCAGUCAGAAGUGCUGCAUCGGAAACGAUGUCUGACCAAGAGAUGAAAUAUGAUCUUGCAGCAUCCAUUCAAAAAGGGAGUCUGGAUUGGGAGCGAGCUUUGCGUAUUCUAAAGCAUGCUCUUCGUAACACUCCAUCACCAGACUGGUGGAGGCGUGUGCUUCUCGUGGCUCCCUGUCACAGGCUUCAUGCCCAGGCUCCAACUCCGGGUGCCGUUUUUACGUCGGAAAUGGUUUGCGAAGCAGCGAUUGAAAGAAUUGUUGAAUUAUUGAAGUUGACUAAUUCAGAAAUCAAUUGCUGGCAGGAGUGGCUUAUCUUCUCAGAUAUAUUCUUUUUUCUCGUGAAAAGUGGAUGCGUUGAUUUUGUGGAGUUUGUGGACAAGUUAGUAUUGCGACUUCAAGAGGGUGAUCAACAAAUACUUAGGACGAACCAUGUUACGUGGUUACUUGCACAAAUUAUUCGGGUUGAACUAGUGAUGAAUGCUUUAAAUACAGACUCAAGAAAGGUGGAGACAACCAGAAAAAUUCUUUCGUUCCAUAAAGAGGAGAAAAGCUCUGAUCCAAAUAAUCCUCAAAGUAUCCUACUUGAUUUCAUUAGCAGUUGUCAGAACUUGCGCAUUUGGACACUAAAUACAGCAACAAGAGAAUACUUGAAUAACGAGCAGCUACAAAAGGGAAAGCAAAUUGAUGAAUGGUGGAGACAGGUUAACAAAGGAGAACGCAUAAUGGAUUAUAUGAAUUUGGAUGAUAGAUCAAUUGGGAUGUUUUGGGUUGUGUCCUACACAAUGGCCCAGCCUGCUUGUGAAACUGUGAUGCACUGGUUAACCUCCGCUGGGGUUACUGAGCUUUUACCUGGACCAAAUUUGCAGUCUAACGAGAGGUUAAUGGUGAUGCGUGAAGUUAGCCCGCUGCCAAUAUCAUUGUUAUCAGGAUUUUCCACAAAUUUGUGCUUGAAACUGGCUUUUCAGAUGGAAGAAUCAAUGUUUUCUGGACAGGUACUGACUAUGGUUUCCUCCUGUUGGUCUUUUCCAAAAAUAAAAAGAGAAAAGAAUUUUCUUUCUCAAGCUUAUGGAUCUCAAGAUCACCGAUCAAUUCAUCUACAUGCCUUCUAUAUAUAUAUAUAUAUAUAA
Nicotiana attenuata is the source of this 1149-nucleotide messenger RNA. RefSeq names its product mediator of RNA polymerase II transcription subunit 23-like. The transcript has 5 exons. The record is from RefSeq and is a predicted model, not a curated record. Bases 1 to 1149 code for a protein of 382 amino acids. Gene Ontology annotation, biological process: positive regulation of gene expression; regulation of transcription by RNA polymerase II. Gene Ontology annotation, cellular component: mediator complex; transcription regulator complex. NCBI's taxonomy places the organism in Eukaryota, Viridiplantae, Streptophyta, Magnoliopsida, Solanales, Solanaceae.